CUUCCAAUAGCGGACUUUGAUAACAACCGGAGAAGCAUAAUUUCUUCGCUGGAUUCGGUGGACUGUGGCCAUCACAAACACUGUCCAGUAUUUGGAACUGAUAAACGGCGGACAGUUCGUGUGUUGGCCCGAGAUGCGAUUGGUGUGGCGAUAUGAAUUCAUAGAGUAUUCGGCUCGCAAGCGAUUAGCGGUGGAGCCUUGUUCAUCAGUUGCCAAUCGAACGCGUCUCUGGACGGAUCUUCACUGAGUAGGAAGUAGGUAGCGAGAGCGUGUCGACGUAGGAAAUCCCGCAAGAUUUAAUCAGUUUAGCAAGUGUAACGUGUGCACGUACUGAAAUGGAUCGGAAGUUCGACAUUGACGCUAGUCCACCGACUCCCGAAUUGUUGGAGAUCGCUCGGAACGAACUGCGCGAAACGCCGGAAGUCCGUGAGGCCGCCAUCAAGGAACUUCGUCGAUUGCUGGCAGAGGCAACCGAUCUGUGCUACAAAGAUGACGACGACUUUCUGCUGAUAUUUUUGCGGCCAUGCCAUUUCUAUCCGGAGAGUGCAAUCAAAUUGAUGCGUCGCAUUGCAGAGUUCAAGAAGUACUACCACGAUCUGUUACACAACCUGAUGCCAGAGGACGAGAAGGUAGCGUUUUGCGACCACAAAGUGGUCAAUGUGUUAACGAAUUUGGACCAAAAAGGACGCCGAGUGCUUGUCGUCAACUGUGGCAGUCUGUGGGAUCCCAAACAGAUCAGCUCCAACCAGCUGUUCCGAAUGUUCUACCUUAUUCACGUGGUUGCCCAGCUGGAACCGUCGUCACAAAUCAAUGGAGUUGUGGUGAUUAUGGAUUUUGACGGUCUCUCGUUGAAACAAGCCACAGCGCUCUCGCCUUCCUUCUCCAAACUUCUGCUGACUUUCAUCCAAGAAGCUCUGCCACUACGACUGAAGGAAGUGCACAUCGUUAAGCAGCCAUUCAUCUUUAAGAUGGUGUGGAAGCUAUUCACACCAUUCAUCAAGGAGAAGCUCAAUAAACGGAUGUUUUUCCACGGAAGCGAUAUGAAGAAGUUCCACCAGUACCUUAGCGCGGACGUGCUGCCGGAGAAUUACGGCGGAAAUCUGCCUGCCAUCGACUACUCGGGAAAGGAUUGGUAUCCCUGUGUGGAUAAGUACAUUGACCACAUUCGCAAAUACAACGAGUGCGGGUUUGCCGAGAAGAGUGAGAAAUGAUGAGAGCUAGCUCCAAAGAUGCAUCCAUCGUUCGAGAUCAGAGGCUGUUGUUUAUUUACGUUGCUCAAAACUUCAUGACGAUACAUGUUUUUUAUAUUCGGGAUUUUCACCAUGAAAAGAAUUCUUCGUUGAUUUAAUCGUGUGUUUUUAUUUUUAUAAAUAAACAUUAACCUGUGUUGCGAAA
This is a messenger RNA of Toxorhynchites rutilus septentrionalis, 1395 nucleotides long. RefSeq names its product retinaldehyde-binding protein 1-like. The record is from RefSeq and is a predicted model, not a curated record. The coding region runs from base 336 to 1211 and encodes 291 amino acids. Gene Ontology annotation, cellular component: membrane. Lineage: Eukaryota; Metazoa; Arthropoda; Insecta; Diptera; Culicidae. Gene Ontology annotation, molecular function: phosphatidylinositol bisphosphate binding. The transcript has 4 exons.